AUGCAAUUGGUGGCAGUAAUUGCUGCUCUGGGUGCCGCGACCGCGAGUGCCCACGGCGCACACGCCAAUGGAGGCCUGUUCAACAGAGGCAUUGAUGUGCGCAAAUAUGCGAUGCCCGACCUGGCCCAUUAUUCGCCCAACUACAGCAGAGACAAAAACAAGCGUCACGUCAACCAGCCCAGAAGUGCGGCCCCCGUCGAUGCUGCGCUGGCCUUUGUCAAAAAGACUGUUCCCAGUGUUCAAUUCCGCCUGGCACAAGACCACUACACUAGCACCAGCGGUGUUACCCACGUCAAUUUUAAGCAGACGCUUCACGGGAUUGACAUUGACAAUGCUGACUUCAAGGUCAACAUUGGCAGUGACGGCAAUGUCUUCUCCUUUAGCAACAACUUUUUUGCCGGAGAGCUCCCCAGCGCAGACCCUCUUGCGCAGACGGACCUAACUAGCCCUAUUACCGCCUUAGAGGGUGCUGCUAAGAUCCUCGGGCUCUCUGUUGACGUGACGAAGAGCACCGCGGAGCCAGAUGCUACCAAGAACAAUACAUUCAUUGCCAAGUUUACCUCCGGAGUCGACAGAGACCCCAUCAUGAAGCUUGCAUACGUCAUUGACGCUGACGGCAAACUCCGGCUCACCUGGAGAGUCGAGACGGAUACCACGCACAACUUCCUCCGAAGUUACAUCGAUGCCAAGGCCAACGAUAAAAUAUAUGGCGUCUACGAUCAUGUCUUUAGCUUCAGCAGCUCGUUCAAAGUAUUCCCUUGGAAUGUCUCAGACCCCACCGACGGCAGCCGCGCCAUCGUGCAUGACCCUUGGGAUAAUGAGGCGUCGCCUUUUACUUGGUUCGGUGACGGAGAGACAAAUUACACUACAACCUGGGGAAAUAAUGCCCACGCCCAGGCUGACUUUACCGGUACCGGCAGCAACCAGGUCAAGCCAGAAAGCGACACCAGGAACUUCGUAUACCCUUACUCGGACAAGUUCGAGCCGGAGCAGAUGGUCAACGCAUCUGUCACGCAGCUCUUUUAUACAAUUAACAAGUAUCAUGAUUUGCUGUGGCAUCUCGGAUUCAAUGAAAAGGCGGGCAAUUUCCAAACGAACAAUAACGGUCACGGCGGCAAAGGCGGUGACGCGGCCGUCCUCAAUGCACAGGACGGUUUUGCGGAAAAUGGCGCUGGCUUCGUGACGUUUCCAGACGGCGGACUGGGACAGAUGCGCUUGGGUGUCUGGAACUCUUCUACGCCGAAGCGCGAUUCAGCCUUUGACACGAACGUGGUAUUGCACGAAUUUACCCACGGCGUGUCUAUGCGAAUGACUGGCGGUCCCGACAACACUGGUUGCUUGGGCGGCACCGAGGCGGGUGGCAUGGGCGAGGGCUGGUCCGACUUCAUGGCCACUGCCAUUCACACCAAGAAGCGCUUCAACCGAAGCAAGAUUGUCUACUUUGGGCACUGGAUCUCCAACAAGCCCGGCGGCUACCGGCAGUACCCCUACUCGACAAACAUGACGGUGAAUCCUCUGACUUAUGCUUCCGUCAACGGCCUGACCGAGGUCCACGACAUUGGCACCAUUUGGGCGAGCGCGCUGUACGAGAUGCUCUGGAAUCUGAUUGACAAGCACGGAAACACCGACGCUCAGCUGCCGAAAUACGAUGCCAAGGGCGUGCCGACCGACGGAAAGUAUCUUGCGAUGAAGCUCGUUAUCGAUUCGUUUGCGCUGCAGCCAUGCAACCCGAACAUGGUGCAGUCUCGCGACUCGAUUAUUGAUGCGGAUGUUGCGCUGACGGGUGGUGCUAAUAAAUGUGAGCUUUGGAAGGCGUUUGCUAAGAGGGGUCUUGGAAAGAAUGCCAAGUUUGGCGAUACCAGAAAGGAAGACUUUACUGUUCCCGCUGGAGUCUGCCACUAG
Molecule: messenger RNA, 1902 nt
Organism: Akanthomyces muscarius
Lineage: Eukaryota; Fungi; Ascomycota; Sordariomycetes; Hypocreales; Cordycipitaceae
Exons: 2
Coding region: 1-1902 (633 amino acids)
Molecular function (GO): metalloendopeptidase activity; zinc ion binding
Source: RefSeq, a predicted model, not a curated record